CAGCCAGCGUGCAGCGGGCGCUGCGUCACCAUGCCCAGCAUCUUCGCCUACCAGAGCUCCGAGGUGGAUUGGUGCGAGAGCAACUUCCAGCAUUCGGAGCUGGUGGCCGAGUUCUACAACACGCUUCCUGUGGGAAGCUAACAACUAACUGUGUUGGGACAUGAAUUUACAAACAGCCCCCACCCCCUUGAUGCCGACAUCGUACCUCUAGGAACUUUAACCAAAGAGACAACUUGGUGGUGAGAUUUAUGUACAAAGUCAUCGCUGAGUCAUCGUAAUUGCAUUCAGCAAUGUCACCUUCUUCAUCUUUGGGCCUCUCAUGAUGUUCCUGAUGCACCCCUAUGCCCAGAAACGCUCCCGCUCCAUUUAUGCCCUCUGUGUCCUCUUCAUGGUCAUAGGCCUGUUCUCCAUGUACUUCCACAUGACGCUCAGCUUCCUGGGCCAACUGCUGGACGAGAUCUCUAUUCUGUGGUUGCUGGCUGGUGGCUACAGCAUAUGGAUGCCCCGCUGCUACUUUCCCACCUUCCUAGGGGAAAACAGGCCCCAGUUUAUCUGCCUGGUUGUCAUCGCCACCAUGGUCAGUACCUUCCUGUCCUUCCUGAGGCCUACGGUGAACGCAUAUGCCCUCAACAGCAUCGCCGUGCAUAUCCUCUACAUCGUGUUCCAGGAGUACAAGAAGACCAGUAAUAAGGAGCUUCGACAUCUCAUUGAGGUCUCCGUGGUUUUGUGGGCUUUUGCAUUGACCAGCUGGAUCAGUGACCGCUUCCUUUGCAGUUUCUGGCAGCAGAUUAAUUUCUCCUACAUGCACAGCAUCUGGCAUUUGUUCAUCAGCAUCACCUUCCCUUAUGGCAUGGUCACCAUGGCCUUGGUGGACGCCAGGUAUGAGAUGCCAAACCAAACCCUCAAAGUCCGCUACUGGCCUCGGGACACGUGGCCCGUGGGGCUGCCCUACGUGGAAAUCAGUGGUGACCACAAGAACUGCUGAAGUCUGCCCGUCUCUGGACUCCCCAACCACCAGCCAACUCACCUGUGUCUUGAGGAGAGAGGCUUAGAUCGGGAGUCUGAGAAACACACACAGUUCUUCCUCCAGCUCCCUUUCCUCAUCCUCCUUGUCCUGCAUGACCCCACUCCAAGGCAGGGGAUGGACAUCAAGACUUCUCUGAGCAGCGGACUGAUGACCUGCAGGGCUGCCAGGCAUAGCUCCCCUUCCUGACCUGCCCUGUUCUCUUUCAUCUCCUCCUCACGCUUGUGUUCACUGCCACCCUGUUGUCACACAACCUGGAGGGACUGGAUGACCAGCUGCUAUGAUUACAUGGCUUCUACUGGGAUGACCUCUACUGGGGCUUGGGCCACUUGCAGCUUACUCAUAGUGGCAGUCACUACCAGACUCUUUGGACCUGACUUUGGCCUUGCACUGUCCUUGGUACUUAGGGGCCACCCUUAAGAAUGGACAUGUUUUCUGGUAACCUCAUUCCACCCUCAUGCAUGCAGAGACCUUGCAGGCCUCCACACACGCUCACACAUGGACAGUGUGGCCAUCCCACUGGUUGACAGCAGAGCAACAUGGACACCUGGAUGGGCAAUCUGGAUGCUGUGGGGCACGGAGGGGAGCAGGGGUGGCCAGUAUAGGCUCUCAAAGCAAGGGGAGAAGGGGAAUAUGUAUUUCAUUGUGGUUAAGAGCACAGGGCGUGGAGUUAGGAGACCUAAGUUUGAAUCCUGCUCCACCAUUUCCUAGUUGUAUCAUCUGGGGGAUGUGAUUUUCCCUACAUCUGAAGUUCAAACCCCUUGUCUAUAAAGUGGAAAUAUUCCUUCCUUCAUGAAAUGUCUGUGUGGAUAAAACAAGAGAAGGCAUGUAAAGUGCUUAGCUUGGAGUCUGAUAAACAUCUAUCCAUAUA
Molecule: messenger RNA, 1895 nt
Organism: Myotis daubentonii (Daubenton's bat)
Lineage: Eukaryota; Metazoa; Chordata; Mammalia; Chiroptera; Vespertilionidae
Gene: ACER1
Product: alkaline ceramidase 1
Biological process (GO): ceramide catabolic process; sphingosine biosynthetic process
Cellular component (GO): endoplasmic reticulum; membrane
Molecular function (GO): N-acylsphingosine amidohydrolase activity
Source: RefSeq, a predicted model, not a curated record